This is a messenger RNA of Angiostrongylus costaricensis, 204 nucleotides long. The record is from the annotation of a GenBank genome assembly. NCBI's taxonomy places the organism in Eukaryota, Metazoa, Nematoda, Chromadorea, Rhabditida, Metastrongylidae.
AUGACUCGUCUAUUCUUUCUGAUCGCUCUUGUCAGUACUGUACUGGCAUGUGCUCCACAGCCUACUCCUGGUGCAGGAGGAGGAUCUGGAGCCGGCGGAGGAGGAGCACCCACGCCGACAACAGAAAAACCUAAGGAAAGACGACGAAGAGAAGCGGCCUCAGCAUGUCUUACACAGGCAGAAGGAUUGCAGGUACAAGCAUAG